Messenger RNA from Heterobilharzia americana, 927 nucleotides. Lineage: Eukaryota; Metazoa; Platyhelminthes; Trematoda; Strigeidida; Schistosomatidae. The record is from the annotation of a GenBank genome assembly.
AUGACACCAGAAAAUAUGAAUACUGAUUACUCUUCUAAUUCAAUAUCGUCAAAAUCCUCACCUUCAUCUUCACCACAGCUGCCAGGAUCUUCUAAACAUGAUGAAAUUAAAAGUUAUGAUGAAAAUUUGAAAUCGAAUAUUCCAAGUAAACAAGCAGUUCGUCAGUCUCUUACAAAUAAUAAUCGAAUUCCGGUAUUCUAUUUAAGUCGAGGAAACAAUUCACAAUUAAUUGACACAGUUAUGACUGACUUAGGCUGGAAACGUACAUUUGAUCGUUAUGCUGAUUAUACUCUACGUUGGACUGAAAAUGCUGCUCAGACUAACUAUACAACAUUUAGAGAAGGUGAACAAAUUGUGAAUCACAUCCCAAAUUGUGGAUUACUAACGAACAAACUUGGCUUACUAUUAAGUCUCCGUGAUUAUGAAAGACGCUUCCAGAACAGAUACGGAAGACUUCCGGUUAUGGUGAUGAAUGACUUCUUCCCUGUAACAUUUAUUGUUGAUGAUCCAAAAGAACGUGAAUCUUAUUUCAGUUUACACCAAAGUGAGGAAUCACUUAUGUGGAUUUGCAAACCCAUCAGUCAAAAUCAAGGUAAAGGUAUAUUCUUGGUAAGCGACAUUGAUGCAUUCAAAGAACAGCUACACAAGAGAGAUGAAGAAGCACGUAAUCAGCCAUCUGGACUUUUGCCAAGGAUAAUUCAGAGAUAUAUCGGCAAUCCACUACUCCUUGAUGGUUGUAAAUUUGAUAUUCGAUGCUAUAUGCUGGUAGCAUGUACAAUGCCUUAUCUAGUUUUCUAUCAUCCUGGCUAUAUUCGGCGUUCAGCAAAGCCAUACUCAAAUCAAGAUCAAAAUCUUGUUACACACCUCACAACCAAGACUGGAUGUAAUACUUCGUACAAUAUAUUGUUUACGUUAACCUUGUUAUAG